AUGAGAAUUUCCACUGCCACUGCCGAAAUUCCAGGCACGCGAGCAAUUAAAUUCCAUGAAGACCGCGGAGUCCUGACAGACUUAUCGACACCCGUUGGUGUUUUGCCGCUUAUCAGGCAUGAUAUCGUUGGAGCACGCGUGACAAGACAAAGAUCGCCCCCGGGACGAGAUCGAACGACGCUGCCACGUCCUGACAGCUUGUUUGUGCCAUUGCACCCGGAAUAUCGCUUUUACGCAGUCUCUCGAUUGAAAAAAAGAUGCGAUAAGAAGGACGGCUGCGUCAGCACGCAACCUCUGUCAGGAGUUGCGUCAACGGCAUCAAAAAUGACUCGACAGUUUCACUGA
Messenger RNA from Caenorhabditis auriculariae, 345 nucleotides. The record is from the annotation of a GenBank genome assembly. NCBI's taxonomy places the organism in Eukaryota, Metazoa, Nematoda, Chromadorea, Rhabditida, Rhabditidae.